AUGAAAGGGCUGAUAUGGCAAGAGAAUAACCUUUCAGUCUCUAGAAGAAUGUUCCAGAGAGCUUUCGCGACUUUCCAGGUCAAAUUAGCUGCGAAUGGCGAUAGGAACAGUCGAUUAUCAAGGCGUAAAAUGUUGGGUAAUGCAUCUAAGGCUGGGCCAAAGUCAGCCAAGGCUCCUCAUAAGAAUUCUGAGAGGAAGAAUCAAGUGUUUAGAUAUGGAAGUUUUAGCAGUCUCAAAGAAAUAGAAGAGUCGCAACAGCAGAAAACUUUGGGUGUGUUGAAGAAGAUUACUGAUUUCGAACAGUUGAAGAUAUUGCCUACAGUGAGAACGGCGCUGCAACAAGUGAUCUCGGAAGAGUCUAUCGCAAUUAAAUCUGGGACGUCCACCGAUCUGAGUAGCGUCAAACCGUCUCCCAUACAAAUUGCCGUGACGCAGAAGUUUUCCAAAACACUAAUGGACAAAAAACUACAGGUACACACCAUUGCCGCAGAGACCGGCUCGGGCAAAACCAUUGCAUACUUGACUCCUCUUUUCGAUUACCUGAAGCGAGCAGAAGUGGAAGCACCUGAAAGCUGGGAUGUGAUAAAAGACAAGGCGAUCGUUAGGUCUGUAGUGUUUGUUCCGACUCAUGAAUUGGUGGAGCAGGUAUACAGGACCGUUGAGCGAAGCGCAAAAAAGCUAGGCUUGCAUGCAUUUCGCUGGAAUUCCGAGACCUCAUAUGGCGACUUCAUUGAAGCUGUCAAGAACAGAAUCGACGUUUUAGUGACUACUCCGGGCAAAGUACUGAACAUGUUCAAUGUCCGUAUUAUCAACAGACCGGAGCGUCUACUGUCAGGUGUACGCUUUGCGGUCCUAGACGAGGCUGACACGUUGAUGGAUAGGUCAUGGCUCGAGGAAACCCACACAGCUAUACAGGCUUUUCCAAAUGUCAAUCAUCUCGUAUUUUGCUCGGCAACAAUCCCUAAUGAGUUCAGUAAGACCGUCGAUCGCUUAUUCCCUACUUUCCAAUCAAUUACAACUCCUAAGCUACACAAAAUCUCUCAAAAAAUUGAUUUCAAGGUUAUUGACGCGAGUCUAAAUCCUUACAAGGGUUCUAGAUCCAAGGUGUUGGCACAGAUUCUUUAUGCAAUUAUGAAAGACGGAACGGAAGAAGGGUAUGAAAAGAGGUGUAUUGUUUUCGUUAAUGAGAAAAGAGACGUUAAAUCCGUGGCCGAAAAACUAAGUGCAACUUAUGGGCAUGAUUGUGUCAGCCUGACAGGGGAAGAUACAGUUGAGGAAAGAUUAAAUAAAAUCGAUGUUUUCGUCAAGCCACCCAGACGUUUGGAGGACCUGGAUGCUCAGAAUACUAGUGCGCACUCGGAUCAGGACAUCACUCAAACCCUCCCAAAUUCUAACAUUACAAUCACGAAGCCGUCUUCUAGCGCUGGCCCUAGGCGAGUGGCUUUGAAAGUCUUGGUGACCACAGAUCUCAUGGCCCGAGGUCUCAAUUUUCAAGGCGUUCGAAACGUCAUUCUUUAUGACGUACCUAAGACCUCGGUUGAUUUAGUGCAUCGAGCUGGAAGAACUGGUAGAAUGAUGGGAGGUGGAAGGGUCUUUAUGAUCAUAGAUAAAAAGACGAAAUCCUGGGCUAGGGCAGUACCCAAAAUUGUUAGGAAUAACAAAGCAUUAUCUUGA
This is a messenger RNA of Lachancea dasiensis, 1674 nucleotides long. The record is from the annotation of a GenBank genome assembly. NCBI's taxonomy places the organism in Eukaryota, Fungi, Ascomycota, Saccharomycetes, Saccharomycetales, Saccharomycetaceae.